Tupaia belangeri chinensis (Chinese tree shrew) is the source of this 662-nucleotide messenger RNA. RefSeq names its product superoxide dismutase 1 (gene SOD1). Gene Ontology annotation, molecular function: copper ion binding. Gene Ontology annotation, biological process: superoxide metabolic process. The record is from RefSeq and is a predicted model, not a curated record. The transcript has 5 exons. The coding region runs from base 93 to 554 and encodes 153 amino acids. NCBI's taxonomy places the organism in Eukaryota, Metazoa, Chordata, Mammalia, Scandentia, Tupaiidae.
AACGGCUCGGUUUGGGCCGCCGUCUCCUGCAGCGAACGUGUCCACUCUGGUCACCGUUGGAGCCCGGAUCCAAGCACGACCCCCGGCGAGUCAUGGCGUUGAAGGCGGUGUGCGUGCUGAAGGGCGAUGGCCCAGUGCAGGGCACCAUCCACUUCGAGCAGAAGGAGAAUGGUCCAGUUUUGGUAACUGGACGCAUCAUGGGAUUGACUGAAGGCCAGCAUGGAUUCCAUGUCCAUCAGUUCGGAGAUAAUACACAAGGUUGUACCAGUGCUGGUCCUCACUUUAAUCCUGAAUCCAAAAAACAUGGUGGGCCAAGUGAUCAAGAGAGGCAUGUUGGAGACCUGGGCAAUGUGAUUGCAGGCAAAGAUGGUGUGGCAGAUGUGUCUAUUGAAGAUGUUGUGAUCUCACUUUCAGGAGCUCAUUCCAUCAUUGGCCGCACAAUGGUGGUCCAUGAAAAAGCAGAUGACUUGGGCAGAGGUGGAAAUGAAGAAAGUACAAAGACAGGAAAUGCUGGAAGUCGUUUGGCGUGUGGUGUAAUUGGGAUCGCCCAAUAAACAUUCCCUAGGACGUGAUGGUUCGAGUCCGAGAAACUCAUCUAUUAUCCUGCUAGCUGUAGAAAUUUAACUUGAUAAACAUUAAACACUGUAACCUUAAAAGCGUAA